CAGCUGGCUGUCAAACGUAUCGAACGCCCUCGGUUCGCUCGCUGCGAUUCACCAGUCGACCGUGCAUUAAAAUUACUGAGUAUUGUUGUGAUUGCGUCGGCAUCGGCUUCGUGUAUGAACUGUGCUUCAAAAAUGAAUACAGUGUCGUGUUUAGUGGUUAAAUAACAAUGCCAAUUGUAAUGUACACUAGUGUUGUGCUGUGAAACCGUUGUUUGGUGCUGUUUAAGAUGACCGAGAAAAAUAAAUCGGAAAAGAUGACUAAUGCAUCGAAACCUGUUCCCAUGAAACUUUUUGCGGCCUGGGAAGUGGACAGGACGCCUUCCAACUGCAUUCCCAGGCUAUGCACACUACGGAUAACCCGGCUCCGAGUAUGCGGGGCGCUCGGCGAGACCGGCGGGGGCGCGGCCAGCGGCGCGGGCGCUGGUGCAGUGAUCCUGGCCGCUCGCAUGCACAGCUCCAAGCGGACGCUUCGCUCCAACGACAUUGCAGUCCCACCGCUUGAUGUCGAGCUCGACCUGUGCUUCUCGUUGCAGUACCCGCAUUUUGUUAAGAGGGAUGGUAACAGAUUGCAGAUAAUGCUGCAGCGCCGCAAGAAAUACAAGAACCGCACGAUACUGGGGUACAAGACAUUGGCCGAAGGUGUUAUAAGGAUGGACCAGGUGCUGCAACGCUCAAUGGACAUGGAGCUGGAACUGACGGGAGUCGGAGGCAAGGUCGGCGCUGCUGCAGGCCAGCCUGUCGCCAAGCUCACCAUCACCGGGCUAGCCUCCACCCCAGUAGACCAUGACACGAAGAACAACAAUACCUUGCUUAUUACUGAACGCGGCUACUCGGAUGAAGAAGAAGAAGGCGAGUUCAGCUCAGUCGAGGAAGCAGAUGAGAUGACGUACGGUGCUCCCGCCAGGCGGCGCGCGCAUCGACAACUCGCCUUUAACAAAACUGACCUAUCUUAUACCAAGUUGUCCCGUUCUCGCGACUUGAGCUUCAUGGAGCGCGAGCGAAAGAGACAGAGCUAUAUACACUCUAAGGCGAACGACAGGGACAGCGACAGUGAGCUAGAGAACGCGGCCGCGAAACGCAAAGGCAGCCGUGGCAAGCUCGCGCAACGCAACUUGAAGCAGAAGUUCGCGGCGUUGUUGCGGCGGUUCCGCGUGCCUGAAGAGCUGUCGGAGCGAGGCGCCGCGAGGGACACGCAUCACGCUCAGCAUGACAUCGAUGAACUGUUCCAGGAACUAGAAUCAUUAUCAUGCGGCGAGGGCGAGGACUCAGGUCCGGAUCAGAUGGACACCAUCAGCAUCGGGUCCACCCCCAAACCCUCGCUGCGACCUUUCUUCAGUAGCUCCCGAAGCCUUGCCAACCAGGAGCACCACAGGCAUUCCAACGGCGAUGCAUGCGCAGUGGUGCGGCACGCGAGCGUCGCGUCUGGUGCUGAGCUGAGCGCGCUGAGGGAGCGUCACGUCGGCACGAUUACGCUCACAGAAUCCGAAGCGGUCCGAAGUUCUGCGGGCGACGAGCGAGCGAGCGACGGCAAUAGCGAUGGCGACGCAACCAUUGACGCGCCGGUGUCGGGCGCCUCCGUGUCCAGCUCGCCCCCUAACGAGAUUAAGGUCAGGGAGGACAAGCGAUCCAGGCUAUUCCGCAGCGCCACCAGCGGCGGGAACUUAAUCCCGGGCGGUGGCGUGACGCGUAAGAAGAACUCUCUCGUGGUGGGAGCCGAAAGACCUCUGUCGGCACACGAGUUGCCUGCGCAGAGUCCUACUACGCUGGAGCCCCGUCGCACGUGGGCGGAACAAGUCUCCCGCCUGGUCGGCACGGAAGGAGCGGAGUGUAUCGCGGUGUGCGGCGCGGGGUCGGGGGCCGCGGGCACAGCUCUGCAUGCGCUGGCCGUGCCCGCUCUGCACGCGCCGCACGCCGCGCCCGACCCGCGCCCGCUGCUGCACGCGCUAUACUCCCGGGCUAAGCAGACGUCUCGUCGCUCGUGCAUCCGCGUGGCGAUGUGCGGCGGCGACGCGUGCGCGAGCGCGGCGGUGCGCGCGCACGCCGAGCUGGCCGCGCGCCGCCCGCACGACGCGCCCAGCGUGCGCUUCUAUAUCAUACCCAUCGGUCCAAGCGUGAUAGCGCGCCACCUAUCGGCGUCGGACGGCGGUUACGCGUCGCUGUUCACAAGCGAAUCGUGGCCGAAUAUUUGCGAGCGAGCGGCCGACGGGUCUGCCCCCGAUGUCGCUGAGAUGUCCUCACGUAUUGGCAGGUAUCUGAACAGCACGGGUCCUGUGAACAACGUGCCGAUCGGCGAGGCGAUGGUCGCCUACAGAGAGAAGUCGGGCGAUGAGGACGCCAGCCAGACAUUCGUGCCCUUUAUUGCGGAGGUCCGCGUCGGCUGCAGCGAGGGCGGCGUCUCCUCCCUAGAACUCGAAGAGGGCGGGUCUCCCCCCGCCCGCGCGUCGCCCCCCGCCACGCCCGCGCCGCACCUCACGGCGCCGCACCUCGCCGCGCAUGCGCCCGACCUCGCGCCGCCAUUGCCCAUGCCUCUAUUAGCCAGGACCGAACCGCUUGAGUUGCAGUUGGAUUAUUGGCUGGUGCCAGGUCGUCAGCCGGACGGCACGGACAGCAAGGUGACGGUGAAGGCGUCGUUCCGCGCGUUGCACGUGACGCGGCAGAACGCGCAUCUUUGCAUCACUUACCUUACUAAGGAGAAGAAGCAGAAGAUAAUGCGGCUGGGCAAGAAGAAGGAAAAGACUUCGGAAGCGGAGGUGGGCCGCGCGCAGACCGUGGACGGCGUCGCCCGACUCAUCUGCUCCGCCAAGAGCUCGCACAACGUGCCGCUCAAAGUGUACAUUGACGGCACGGAACUGAACGGCGUGAAGUUCUUCCAGCUGUCGACACAAUGGCAGACACACGUGAAGACUUUCCCAGUAGCCACAUGCGGCGCCCCCCUCGCCCCCGCUGAGUCCUAGACUGUGAGCCACUGCUGCCAUCUAGCGUACAACACGCCUAGCUUAUGUACCUUGAGUUACAACCCCCCACCCCCUCCCUUAAUAAACUUAAAUAACCCCCCAAGCCUCUCCGCCAUAUUAAAAAUUAACCAAGCUUAACUAUGGCCCAAUUCAAGUUACAUAAUAAAGGCGUUCAUCGUCAUAGUCAUUCAUUAAUUAGUUAUCGUAUUUAAUAUAAUAUAUUACGUAGUCGUUAUCCGUGUACUCAGUAUAUAUCGAGAAAUAAUGGUUCGUGACAUUUCCAAUAUGUGUACGUUAUUUAGGUUAGUGCGGUGUAGCCGAAGUGUGGCUUUGCCCGAGUGAAUGUCUGAUGAUAAACUUUCAACGAAUAUAUGCUUAAAUUUUAGUCAACUUUUCGCCGAAUUCCGGUGUUGUAUGUCGGUUUGUGGUUUGACCGAACAGUCGGCGAACAUUUCUAAGAGAAGCUCUUUUCGGCUGAAAUGUAAUCGAGUAUGAGUAGUAUAGUUACGUUAUUGGAACGAUUAUCGUCGGCACAUAUCAGCAUAGGUUCGAUUCGAGUGUUGUGCGCGAUUUUAUUUUUGAUCUGUGAUUCGUGAAUGCAGUUUUUUUUUAAAUAUCUUAAGGCAAUGGAAGCGCGUUGUUACAGUCAUAUUUUUGUGUAAUUUUUAUAUAAGUGCAGCUAACAGUGCGGUGUUUACAUUUAUAAUUUUGUACGUCAUAGAUGUUUUGAAUGAAAUGUAGAUUUUUACAUAACGAUAAACGUUUUUAAUUUUAAAAGAUAUUAUAGAGAUUACAACUAAUAUCUUCCUAAUGGAUGUCCUUGCGUACUUUAAUGAAGUCUUCGAUUCCCUUACAUUGUGAUCAAGCCAAAAUUUUUGAUAUUUUAGUCCCCGAAUGCUUAAAAUGAAAUUCGAAAUUAAUUCCGAGCCAAUUUGGAAAAUGAUUUUCUAUUUGGGCUAGUUUAAUUUUGUAGCGUUAAUCAGUAGAGGGCGUUAGUUACACCCAUCAGGCCAACGACUGUCUCAUGAUAUCAUAGAGUUAGUAAUAUAUUCUCAAACUUUACAUAUACUAUGUGUAUAACUUAGGUUUAGCUAUGUGUGUAAUUCAGAUAAUAUGUGGCUGUGUGUACGUAUGUGAAGAGGACGCAAAAACGUUUUGACGAAGUCUUACGUGGGAAUUAGGACUCUAUGUCUGCAUGUUACAGUCUGAAUUCCAUGGUGAGAUUUCGUCAAAUCUUUUUGGACGGGGGUGAUCGAUAUGGCUUCUCGUCUCGAUAUUCAUAUUUAUCGAUGUUAGUUACGUUUUUAGAGAUGUCUAAAGUAAAAUAUCGACUUUUAAAUCAGUCGUUAAGCUAUUAUUACAGCUGUUUGAAUAUCGAGUCAGAAGCCAUCGUGGUAACUGAGUAUUUCCGAAUAUUUUGGUCUUAGAUUACAUAAUUUAUCCUUUUAAUGUUUACAUAUCGAAGUCUUGCUAGGUACUUGUAUUCUAUAAUAGUAAUAAUUAAAUGUAGUCGUUAAAUCUAUUUAAUAAAGUAUUGCUUGCUAAUGAAGUUGUAAUGUGUACAAGCCAAAUGUUUGAUUGUGAACUUAAAUUGGGGAACUGAAAAUCGGAUUCCCUAAUCAAAUCCCAAAUAAAAUUAUUGUUCAUUAAAUCCUUUCUCCUUGGGCUUAUCUAUUGGGUAAAACAUAGUCGAGCAUUUUCCACAGUGCGCUUUUUAAAGUUAAGUAAAAGCAAAUUGCCAAAAUAAUUUAUAAUCUGUAGGCUAUAAUUCUUAUCUCGUGUUCUUACGAGCUUGUGGUCAAAAAUCUGACCGAGGAGGUCGUUAUAGAGGCUUUUUAUCGUACCCUUAAAAUCUAUCGAUCUAAGGUCAAAUUAUUUGGAAGCUUACGUUACACAGGUUGGAAAGCUUAGGGAUGUACCCCACAAAAUGUGACAAUAGUAUGCGUAUUAUUAUUGUAUGUACGCUUUUUCAGAGUAAUAACACUUUUUUAAAUAUACGCUCCUAGUGUAAGUCGUGUUAUUAUAGAAUUAGGCCUGUUAACCAUUUUAAAUCUAACUGUAUCUUAUAUUCGAUUUAAUAUUAUCUUGUUCCGGUGUGGUACAGGUUUUUACAGUCUUUAAUUGAAAGAGAUACACUAUCGAUAUUUUUUAUCGAUAUUGUGACAUGACACAAGAAUAAGGUAAUUCUUGGGAGGCAAGACGUGAUAUUGGCAUGCUCUGCUUACAAAUAAAAAUAAGCCGUAAUUGUAGAAACUACUUUAAUAUUCUAGUGACUUCUUGCUUCGUCAGACCGCCAUUUUUAUAAAAGCUCAAGCCUAAUUCUGUCUUUAGAACUUUCAAUAAAGCGACUUUACCUUAAUUGAUUUCUCUAUUUAAAGAUAGUUUAGAAGAAAAUUACAAGUAUGUGCAUCUUAUAAGCAAGUCCACGUAGUAGAAAGGUAGUAACGUCUUAAAACUGUGGAAGUGUCAUUUUGGCACUGUUUCGUAAAAACUUUGGACCACAUCAGAAUUAGAUAGCAGUUGUAAAAUAGCGUCAAUAACAGUUUACUCUUAAUUGUACUCAGCGAUGUUAUUUUGUUCUAUUUGUCAAAAUGUUUUGUAUAAAACACCUUAUAUUAUUUUAUUAAAAUCUACCAAAUUAAAAAUGAAAAAUGUAUCUUCAUAUGAUGUACGUACUUAUAAAUAAAAACUGUAGGUAUUGUAAAACAUGUUCAACCCUCUAAAUGUCAUUGGAUAAUUUGUUAACAUUAUGUAUCCUUAUAAAAUGAUUUGCUUUUCACACAAGUAAGAAAAUAAAUGAAGUUGGUACGUUACAGGUGUUGCUUUCAGAAAUGUUUUAAUUUAUGCUGUUCUCAUUGUUUAAGAAAUCGUUUUGACAAAUAGACAAACAAAAUAUACCUGUGUAUCCAUAUCAAAUCGCUUGUAUGUUGUAAUAUCUAAAUAAAUUACAGAUUACACUUAUCGACAUUAAUAUUGGAUCGAAAGUCGACCCUUAUUUUUAAUAUUCCAUCAGAUAAGCGGUAAUCAUCUUAUAUGCAGUAGACAAUUUCAUAUUUAUCCGUAAUAAAUACGGUUAUAAUAAUAUUAGGAACUGUAUACUUUUUUCUGUUUAACUGUGUAAUAUUGUUUUACAAGGAGACCGUUAUGGCUAAUAAAAUUAUUGUUUGAUCCUAAAAAUAGAGCUACUGACCGUCUUAUUUUAUGAAUUAUGAACGAAUAUAAAAUUCUUUUAUUUUCGCAGUAAUUAACAUGAUGAAAUGUUCUGUAUAUUAAUUUAUUAAUGUAUGCACUUAUCAUGAAUUAUGUAUCUUAUAUUGGUAAACUAAUUACGUACAAUUUCAUCAAUGUUAAUUCUGUAUUAUUACUAUGACAUUCAAAUUAAUUUCUUAUGUCGGCCAAACGCACCACAGUGCAGGAAUUAUAUACAUUUUUGGUGUAAAACCUCUUUUUUGAUGGUGCACUAUGAAAUGUAGGGUGUAUGUCUGUAUAUAGAUCAUGGUUUAUUUUGAAUACAAAGAGGAAUAAGAAAAAGAUCAUUAAGCGAGUUUAACAAUGCACUCAAUAAUAUAUUCUAAGUUUGUAUUCUAACGAAACCAUGAACUGAUGGCAAUGCUUACUGAUGAAUAAUCUCAAGAAAGCUCAAAUAUUCCUACUUACAGCUUUUCACUUCUAUUUAAAGCUAUGAAUUUAACGACAUUUGAAGCUUUCUUUUGCGCUAGCGGUACAAAGGUAAACAACCAUGCAGGUCGCAAUAAGUCUCCCUAGCUUUUUUCGUUAAAGGCCUAGCCAAACGAAUCCAUAUAAUGACAUUAACUUUUAAAUAUUAAGUAUUAAUCAUUAUUAUAUUUUAAUUCAUUAUAUUUUAUUUUUAUAAAACGUGCAACUCUGAUUGCUAUUAUGUAUAAGUCAUGUGAGAGUAUUAAAUAUGGAUGAGAUUUUUAAAAUCCUUUUCUAGAAAGUCAACCUUAUCUGUAUGAAAAUAACAAUGAAAUAGGAUUGUAAAGCAUAACAGAGUUAGCACGUUUACGAUUUUUAAUGAUUAUAAAGUAUAUCACGAGGGCGGGUAUCGGGCGACGACAUGUAACCAUGAAACGCCUAAUAUUAGUUUGAACAACUGUCAGCUAUUUGUCCCCGCCCUUCAAACUAUUAUUUUGAUCUCAUUACUGCUGACUGAAUGAUUCACUUGGCACACUUCUUUAUUACAAUGGAAUUAAAAUUUUAUUUAUAUUUUCCAAAUGAGCUUAAAAGCCACCAAUCGUCAUCGACGUAUAUAAUGUAUUAUUUGUAAAUUAAUCAUCACAAAUUAUUGUCCAUUCGCAAUGGCCAAACAAACUUAUAAUUAGUGCUAUGGAAAGUUCAUUUAAGUUGAAUAAAUUAGUACAAAAAUAUCUUACAUUUUAUGUUUCAUUAACAAUAAUUAACUAUUUAAUUAAAUUCAAUGCAUUCUUCGCGAAAAUGCAAAAUAGACUGUGCAAUAAUGUGAAUGUCUCUUGAGAAUUUAAUUUUGAUUUAUUUUGACUUGUAAGUCAAUAAAAAUAUGAUUUCAUUACGAUAUGUUUAAGUAAUGUGAUGAGAUUUAUUAUUUUAUCAUAAUUUGCAAGUAUAAUUUGUAUUUAUUGUACAAAUAAACAUUUUGCAUUAAAAACAAA
Molecule: messenger RNA, 7603 nt
Organism: Helicoverpa zea (corn earworm)
Lineage: Eukaryota; Metazoa; Arthropoda; Insecta; Lepidoptera; Noctuidae
Gene: KrT95D
Product: phosphofurin acidic cluster sorting protein 2
Exons: 19
Coding region: 228-2954 (908 amino acids)
Biological process (GO): protein localization to plasma membrane
Source: RefSeq, a predicted model, not a curated record